AGGUUGCAAAAGAGAAGCCUUCCCUCCUUUGCAUUUCUGAAGCUUUGCUUUAAGGCCAACUUGAUUUGGUCAGAGAGUGUCAGAGCCUACAUUCCAACCCUCGGAUGCCAAAACAUUGUGAGGCCACCUUGAGCUUCCUGGGAGACUUUGGCUACCGUUUAGUUCCUGCCAGCUUGAGUAGAGAAGAGAGCAGGACCAUGAGGCUCUUCAAGACUUUAUCACUCCUGGGCUGGCUGCUGUUUCUAGGUUGUGCAUCUGUUCUGACAGGUCCUAAAGCACUGAGUGGAUUUCUUGGCAGGUCGCUGUCUGUGAUGUGUCAGUAUGAUGCUGGGUAUCUGGACUAUCAUAAAUAUUGGUGCAAAGGAACCUUUUGGAGUGAUUGUCAUGUAGUUGUUGAGACCAGAGGAUCAGAGGCAGAAGUGAAGGCUAGCAGAACUUCUAUCAAGGACAAUCAGGCUCGUUUGGAAUUCACAGUGAGCCUAAGGAACCUCACCCAGCAAGACGCUGGGGGGUACUGGUGUGGCAUAGCAAAAGCAGGUGUUGAUCUCGGGUUCCCUGUAGAUAUUACUGUUCUCCCAGCCCCCUCCUCAGAUGCAGAAGAAAAAAUAGCAGUUACCAAACAACCAGGCCCUGAUCCCCACACGAACACUGCUGGGAAAGAAAAAUUGAGCUCCAAUCUUACUCCUACUAAAUACCUGAUAUAUGUUCCCUUUCUGGUUUCAAUCAUCUUCAAAGUGCUCAUCUUCUUGUGUCUGGUCUUUGCAAUUAUCUGGAUGCACAGAAGACACCACCAGGCAAGCGCUUCAGCUGCCACACUGUGAGAAAAUGCAGCACUUCCUGUCCCACAGUUGUAUGAGGAAAGGGGUAUCCCUGCUGCACUACAAAAGACCUUGAUUCAAUGACAAAAGCAUCUGAUGGCUAAGAACUUCCACCAAGCUGCAGGACAUGAAUGGCUCUUUUCUAUCUGAAGAGUUAAUCACAACCAGCAGGAAGAAAAUGCAGUUGUCCUGUGACAAGUUGGUUUCCCCUGUCCCUCAGCUGACUGUAUCACUCACCACCACUAUGUUUAUUGUGUCUCAACUUAAAUAGGCCACCCACUCCCUUUUGGUCAUAAAUAUGCUUGUCAAAGUAA
Messenger RNA from Rhineura floridana, 1132 nucleotides. RefSeq names its product CMRF35-like molecule 5. Gene Ontology annotation, molecular function: transmembrane signaling receptor activity. Lineage: Eukaryota; Metazoa; Chordata; Lepidosauria; Squamata; Rhineuridae. The record is from RefSeq and is a predicted model, not a curated record. Bases 105 to 821 code for a protein of 238 amino acids. Gene Ontology annotation, cellular component: plasma membrane. The transcript is spliced from 4 exons.